Messenger RNA from Esox lucius (northern pike), 5532 nucleotides. RefSeq names its product myotubularin 1 (gene mtm1). Bases 113 to 1945 code for a protein of 610 amino acids. Gene Ontology annotation, biological process: negative regulation of autophagosome assembly; dephosphorylation; mitochondrion distribution. NCBI's taxonomy places the organism in Eukaryota, Metazoa, Chordata, Actinopteri, Esociformes, Esocidae. The record is from RefSeq and is a predicted model, not a curated record. Gene Ontology annotation, cellular component: plasma membrane. Gene Ontology annotation, molecular function: phosphatidylinositol-3,5-bisphosphate 3-phosphatase activity. The transcript is spliced from 16 exons.
CUCAGGGUGAAGUUCUUCUUCCUGAGAGAGCGGUGCAAAACAGACUAACAAAUUCAGCAACAGAGAAUCGCAGUUUGCGGAGUGAGUGGAAGAAGAACUCCCCUGUCGAGUCAUGGCCUCGGCUUCAAUACCAGUCUACAACUCCUCCGUUAACCCCCUGGAGAACAGAUCUAGUCAGAACGCGUCCAGAGAGAGUCUGAAGAUGGGACCGCUGGCAGACGUCACUCUACUUCCCGGAGAAGAGAGAGUCAUAGAACAUGACAAAGACAUAAUCUACAUGUGUCCAUUCAACGGAGCUCUGAAAGGCAAAGUCUUCAUCACCAACUACAGACUCUACUUCAAGAGCGCCGACGCAGACCCGGCGGUGACCCUGAACGUUCCGCUGGGUGUCAUUGGUCGUGUGGAGAAAAUGGGCGGAGCCUCCAGUCGGGGGGAGAACUCGUAUGGGCUGGACAUCACCUGCAAGGACAUGAGGAACCUGAGGUUUGCGCUGAAGCAAGAGGGCCACAGCAGACGAGACAUAUUCGAUAUCCUCUUCAGAUACGCCUUCCCAGUGUCGCACGGCCUGCCGGUUUUUGCGUAUCUGAGUCAAGAGAAGUAUGAAGAGAAUGGCUGGAAUGUCUUUAAACCAAUGGAGGAGUUCAGGCGGCAGGGCUUACCCAAUGAAAAGUGGCGUAUCACGUUCGUCAAUGAAACCUACGAGUUGUGCGACACAUAUCCCACCAUACUGGCCGUCCCAUUCAGAUCCUCUGACGAAGACCUGAGGAAAGUGUCUGCCUUCAGGUCAAGAGGACGUAUACCGGUCCUGUCCUGGAUCCAUCGUGAGAACCAGGCGGUGAUCUGCCGCUGCUCCCAGCCCCUGGUGGGGAUGUCUGGGAAGAGGAACAAGGAUGACGAGCGUUAUCUGGACCUGAUCCGCGAGGCCAAUGGCACGGCCAAGCUCACCAUCUACGACGCAAGGCCCAGCGUCAACGCUGUUGCCAACAAGGCUACGGGCGGGGGCUACGAGGGCGACGACGCCUACCAGAACGCCGAGCUAGUGUUCCUGGACAUCCACAACAUCCACGUGAUGAGAGAGUCUCUGAAGAAGCUCAAGGACAUUGUGUACCCCAACGUGGAGGAGUCCCACUGGCUGUCCAGCCUGGAGUCCACCCACUGGCUCGAACACAUCAAGCUGGUGAUAUCGGGAGCCAUCCAGGUGGCGGACAAGAUUUCGGGGGGUAACUCUGUUGUGGUCCACUGUAGCGACGGGUGGGACCGGACGGCCCAGCUCACCUCUCUGGCCAUGCUGAUGCUGGAUGGACACUACCGCACACUCAGGGGGUUCCAGGUGCUGCUGGAGAAGGAGUGGAUAAGUUUCGGACACAAGUUUGCCUCCAGGAUAGGACAUGGGGAUAAAAACCAUGCCGACCAGGACAGGUCUCCCAUCUUCGUCCAGUUCAUUGACUGUGUCUGGCAAAUGACUAAACAGUUCCCGACAGCAUUUGAGUUUAACGAACGUCUCCUAGUAACCAUCCUGGACCACCUGUUCAGCUGUCGCUUUGGAACGUUCCUCUACAACUGCGAGAGUGCCAGGGACACCAACGAGGUGCGUUCUAAGACGGUGUCUCUGUGGUCCUUGGUGAACAGCGAGGCGUCGUCCUACCAGAACCCCUUCUACACUCCCGAGUGCAGCCGGGUGCUGUACCCCGUGGCCAGCAUGAGACACCUGGAACUCUGGGUGACCUACUACAUCCGCUGGAACCCUCGCAUUAGACAACAGCAGCAGAGUCCAGUAGAGCAGCGCUAUAUGGAGCUCCUGGCCCUGAGAGACGAGUACCUGAAGAAGCUUGAGGAACUACAGCUUACUGACUCCUCCCCCAACUCCUCCCACCUAUCCAACAGCUCCACCCCAAACGCCGCCUCACCCACGCAGCACAUCACACACCUGCACACACCAUUCUGAGUAACACACGUACAGAUAUAUACAAUAUGUAUGUUUAUGUGCAUUCAUUUGGGUUAGAGUUUGUUCCAGUUCAGUUAAUGAAUCCUAUGAGAAUAACUGAGAUUCCAAGUUUGUGAGUUGUUACAUUUAUUCCCAAACUGCAUGUUUCAGUACUUUGGAUAGAAAUAGCCAUUCUUGCUGAAUUUCGGAAUUUCUAUUAUCUUGCGUUCAUUUGCCGAAUUGACAUGGAAUUUGACCCUGAUACACACAGGAAGAUGUUGGUUGUUUUGUACAUAGCGUAACUAGAGUAAUAAUGGAGAUUAUAAAUAACUUGGAAAUAUAGUAAUUAUGACGUAUGACCAUAACAAUAGCGUAACUAUGGUGAUUAUGCAAUAUGUCACAGUACAGCCUUUUCAAAGUUUUUAAUAGAAUGUUCAUUUCCCUUCCCCUCGCAAAAACUGAGAAGCCUUAAUACAAAAGAAAAUACUCAGUGUGUAGACAAACUUCUUGAAAGGGCCUGUGAGAAUGAUUUAAAACUUGUGCCUGCUUUCUAAUUCUUUACCGUUCACUAAGAAGGGUGCACUUGUACACUCCUGCCUGGUUUGGCGUGAGAAUGUCUGGAGUGACUUUCCAUCCCGUUUGGGAUGUAUGAAUGCAUGCUUUCAGAGAAUGGUGGAGUACGAGAAGGCAGUCUUGGCUUGUUUUGGGCUUGUGGACCCCGGGUCCACGCAGAGGCCUGAAAAAAAUGCCACUGUUAAACUUGUUGCAAAUGGACUGAAAGAAGGGAGACAGGAAUGAAAAUGUUACCAUUUGACUGGUUUCCCUUUUCAGUUUUGAGUGGUUUCCCUUGAAUCGCUGUGUUCCCCCUGCAGACCUACAUGUAUUGCUAGGACAUCUGCGUCCUGGUUUCUGGAACGUUCUCUGGGACUGUGCAUAUGUCCCCAAUAGGAGUGAAGCCAGUCCAGCCAUUACGCUUGGAUGAGAACUAGAGUAUGAACAGUCGACUCCGGAAAACCAAGUGCGCUUCGGUUCCCAUGUCCCAGCUCUGAAUGCCUGCAUCAUUCAGUCUACCGCAUGCAGUAGUCACCGUGCAGGUUCUAUGUGACAACCCAAAACCGUCCUGUUUCUCCGGGGUCCACUGUUCUGUCCUCCAUGACCAGUAGACCUAACUUCCCCUCUGUAGCGUUCCGUAAAAGGUCUGUGGAGCCACAGGACACUGUAAGAGGAGCUGUGAGUUUUUCUGUCUUUACCCAGCCCUCCCUUCUGCCUCGUCUCAGAUCUAUCACCAGGCUCAGCUCAUACAGUCUAUCCAAGAACAGUCACCGACGGUCCCUAGUCCUCUGGUUCUGCCUCUUCGGAUCUUUCCCUGUUUCUCUGUCCUUUCAGCAACCUCCAAAAUCCAAAGCUUUGAAUCCGUCAAACUUGAAAAUCGGUUGGACUUCUCUCUGCAUCAGUGUCAGCGUGUUUCCCCAUACCACUGCAUCUCAGUCCAGAGUGGUGAUAAAAGUUUGAUUAGAGUGUUCUCCGAAUUCAUCCUGGCACAGUCAAAAGUUAAACUGGACAGGAUGGUUAUUCUUACAAAAGUGACAACGAGAGGUGGGAGAAGAACUGUGGGAUCUUUUAGAGCAUGUUUAGAACAUUUUCACGGGUGAAUUAUAUAGCUUUGGACAGAAACGACCAUAGUUUUACAUAAGAUUUGGGAUAUGAUUGGUAGUAAAUCAUAAUUAACUGUUUACCGGGCAGAUCCAGUGUUCUGGAGACCGCUGGUCCGGACCAGUUCUGUGCCUUUGACUGUCUGAGGUUCAAUCCUCAGGUGGAUGUUUUGUACCUGAACUAUAAACUUUGUCUUUGUCAUUGAUACUUUGUAGGCGGUGUCUGUGGUGAGGGGAAAGGGAGAGAAAGCAGCCAAUUGGUUGUAGUGUGGGAAAGUAAAAAUCCUGUUUGGUUGUCAGGGGGUAGAAAGAACUGGAUUGGUUAUGAUGGGGAAAGGAAACUCUAAAUUGGUUGGUGUGGGUGUGUAGUGGGGUACUCUUGUUUUUAAAGUCACCAUACUGGAUAUGGGAAAAACAAGAUCCAACAGCUUGGAACCGGACAACCCAUAUUAUAAGAUUGUUUGGGAUAAGAAUGAGAACAGUUAAUAUUUUCCUCUUUCAGAAGCUCCCUUUUCACUCCCUAAUACCGCCCCAGAAUGCUUCACUUUGGAAGACUUUGACCUCAAUGAGGAGAAAAGGUUAGAAUGAAGGGCAUGAGGAAAAACUAUAGUGACACCGCAUUGGUUGUGUUUUUAGGGAAAGACAAAAAUCUAUUUUGUUUAUUUUUUACUUUGUACAAGUACAGUAACUAUGAUGUAAUUACCUCAAACGAAACCUAUUUUACUGUCAAAGUUCUAUUGUUGUAAAAUAUAAUUAUUUUAUUUAGUGUAAAAGUUGACACAUUUUAUAAAAAGGAAAGUAAUAAGACAAAUGUUUUUUUUUAAUGGUUGGUUGAAUUGUUGGCUAAUUAUUUGUGGAUCAGUUGUUACAUACAUUUUCUUCAGUUUGUCUUAUUUUACCUUAUGUCAUACAAAGUUGAUUUACUGUGACAGGUUUCUCACUUAAUAUUUUCAUGCUUAAAAGAAUUUAAGUGAAAAGGCGGGCAACAGUUUAUUAAGUUUGUAUGGCUUCAUGGGCAUUUGGGAAUUUUGCUUUCCAACAAUAUGUGGAAGAGAGAUUAGUAAAUUGUUUGAAUCACAAGAGAUUUGAUUCAAUUGGUUCAGUUCCAUUGAUUAUUUUCUUGUGAUUAUAAGAAUGGCUGUGAUUCUACCAGACUCGCAUUUUAGUGAUUAAAAGUUUCUCUUCUCUUUUUGUGAAAUAAAAUGCAAAAAUAGUUUUGGGCACUGUAAAAGCCCACUACUACUACCAAAUAGACUCCAGAUAUAGAUGCUUCCAUUUUCCAUAAUGAGUAGUUUGUAACAGACACUGCCGGAAAGGUCCCAAUAAAAAGCGAGUUUGAUUGAAUACCACAUCCUAAAGGUAGUGAGCGUUUUGUUGAAGUGAGCUUCCCAAAUGUCACUAUCUUGCCCUAUAUUAUGCACAUCUUUGACUGAAAGUACUGCAGUACAUGGGCAUUAGGGUGAAAUUGGGGAUUCAGACAAACUGUCACUAGGGAUUUGUUCAAUUUUUUUCUACCUUAAUGUAGGUAAUAUAGUAUAAAGGGAUUUUUCUUUGUCAUUAUAGCAUACUUACUACUUUCUAGCCCGCUGUUCCAGAUUAAUUUGUGCAGUCUGGACAACUUAAUCUUGUCAUGACUGAGUUAGCCUGCGUGCCAGUCUUCUUCAGGGGGUGGAUUGUACAUCCAACUGCCUCGUGCUACAAAGCAGGAUAUUGACACCUCCCCUUGUGGGCCGUUCAGGUCCACACUUUCUCACUGGUGUGUUUUUGCUCAUCAUGGAAUGAACAGAGCACAGAUUGUCACCCAGGCUACCAUGAGUUUUGGCAAAACUACACAAAUUGCUGUGGGAUCCGGGCUAUACUACUUCGUCAUGUAGAGCGUUUCACUGUUGGUUGUUUUGACCGGCUCAUGUUGUGUAAAUAAUGCUGAUUAAAUUAAUUUAAAGAUUUCUCACUUAA